GAUUUUCUUUUGCCAUGGUCAACGGUACAGCCACUCACUAAUACGUUUCCUCUGUUGCCUCUCACUCCCUGCUUUAAAACCCUGCUCGAGCAAAGAGAGAAUCCACCGUGCGCCAUGGCGCGGACCAUCGUACCCCCGACCCUCCUCCUCGUCCUCCUCGCCGUCGUCGUCCCUGUCCUCCUAACUCCGACGCCCCUCCGCGCCGCUCCAUUCCAGCCCGCCUGCACCGACGAUCUAGCCCCGAUCCGCCGCGAGGAGUACGGCGGUGGGCGCAUCGUGGACAUCACCCACGCCAUCCAUCCGGACAUGCCCAAGUGCGAGACGGCGCACGGCAUCGGCCGCUUCCUCUGGCUCCGUCUCUCCAUGGCCAACGGCUCCAUUGCCAACUUUUCCGAGCUGAAGCUCUCCACCCACACGGGCACCCACAUUGACGCCCCGGGCCACUUCUACCAGGAGUACUUCGAGGCCGGGUUCGACAUCGACAGCCUCGACCUCGGCGUGCUCAAUGGUCCAGCAUUGUUAGUUGAUGUUCCAAGAGAUAAGAACAUAACAGCUGAGGUAAUGGAAUCUCUGCAAAUUCCCAGAGGGGUUCGUCGAGUGCUUUUAAGGACACUAAAUACUGACAGGCAGCUUAUGUGGAAGAAAGAGUGUGAUACAAGCUUUGUUGGUUUCAUGAAGGAUGGUGCACAAUGGUUGGUAGAUAACACUGACAUCAAACUUGUUGGGAUGGACUAUUUAUCAGUUGCUGCAUAUGAUGACCUUGCCGCCUCCCACUUGGUUUUUCUCAAAAGCCGGGAAAUUAUCCUUGUCGAAGCCUUAAAACUGGACAACGUCAAGCCUGGGAUAUACGACUUACGUUGCUUGCCUCUCAGACUACGUGGAGCUGAGGGCUCGCCGAUCAGGUGCAUCCUUAUCAAAUAGCAAGUUUCAUAUUAAGCUUGCAAAGGAGAAAUACUGCUACACUUGAUGCCUUUCACACAACAUUCUGGUUAUGUCAUUAGCUUCAUACUAUGCCUUUGGUUAAAGUUUCAUCCUGUGUGGAAAAUAAAAUUGCCUGGUCAGAUCUACUACAUGCUACAAGCCUGCAACUACCUAAAUGUAAAGAGAAAAAUGUUUAUGUAUGUAGCAUCUUAUGUUAAUAAUAAAAUGUGUAAUUAGCCUAUCUAAUGGCGGGAAAAGUUGUGCUCUGUACCAAAAGUAAUUACUAUCACAGCAAAUGUAUGUAUGUACAUGAUAUCAGGAAUACAUAAUGUAUAUAUAGAAAUCUUUAUUAUCAACUCAUAUUUGUGGUAA
This is a messenger RNA of Ananas comosus (pineapple), 1293 nucleotides long. RefSeq names its product kynurenine formamidase-like. The record is from RefSeq and is a predicted model, not a curated record. NCBI's taxonomy places the organism in Eukaryota, Viridiplantae, Streptophyta, Magnoliopsida, Poales, Bromeliaceae. Gene Ontology annotation, molecular function: arylformamidase activity. The transcript has 6 exons. Bases 115 to 921 code for a protein of 268 amino acids.